AUGGCAUCAAAUAAUAAACUCGAGUAUGCAAAAAAGGCCGUUAUUUCCGCAUUGAAUUUACUUCAUGAUAACGAUGUUGUUCAUCUUGUCGCAUACGAUGAUAACGUUUGGACUGUGUUUGAAAAUGCACGUGCAUCAGCUCGUGAAACUCUUGCAUCUGUUGUGAGUGGGAUUCAGACUGGUGGGCAGACAAACUUAUCUGGUGGUAUCAAAACGGGUGCCGAUCUCCUGGCGAAACAUGUAUAUCCGGAAUAUUCUAACCGUAUGUUUGUGUUGUCCGAUGGAUUAGCCAAUGUUGGAUUAAAAACUCAAGACGAGAUACGAUUUAUGGUGAAAAACUAUAACAAACAAGGAAUCAUAAUCGAUUCGUUUGGUAUUGGUGAAGACUUUGAUGCUGCUAUUAUGAAGGGAAUUGCUGAAGCUGGAUAUGGGCAAUUCUUCUUUCUUGAAACGGCAGAAGUUAUCGAAUCCCUGAUGAUGAAAGCACUCCAGAGUGUGUUUGACGUUUGUGGAACACAGGCUCAACUAAUUGUACGGGGCCGUAAUAACACAAUCGUAACAAAAAUAUGGGGUUAUGAAAAUGUUGCAUGUGGUGCGAACAUCGGUGACCUUCAUGCCGAGAAUCUUCGCGUAUUGCUGUGCGACUUUACAGUUUCUGGAACCGUCCCCGAGGGUACAGAAGUUGAGGUUCUUGACUAUCAAUUAAAGUACAACCAACCUGCUAAUGUUAAUAGUGAGCCAUCGAUAGUUAGCGGUACCCUGACUGUGAAGUUUGUAAAUGAUGAAUCACUCGUCCAACAAGUCGACCCCAGAGUAAAAACUUUACAUGCAGUUCAAGUUGCAGCAGAAAUGGAUGACAGAAUUGCUCAACUAAUAACGGAAAGAAAGAGAACUGACGCUGUUGCACUCAUUAAUGAGCAAAUCGCGCUCCUCAAAGCGGUUGAGAACUUGGAUGACGAGAAAGGCAUGAUUCGGAUGCUCGUCGGAAUGGCAGAAGGCAUGCAGCAGCGAUUGAAGGACCAAACCGUGAGCGAAGAAACUGCUGCCAAACAUUAUGGGCACCAUGGCCAUAUGAAAAAGUGUCACGAUUAUAAAUACACAAAGCACUACGGCGAAUAG
This is a messenger RNA of Didymodactylos carnosus, 1119 nucleotides long. NCBI's taxonomy places the organism in Eukaryota, Metazoa, Rotifera, Eurotatoria, Philodinida, Philodinidae. The record is from the annotation of a GenBank genome assembly.